AUGGCUAGCAUCAAAGAGCGCCUGCAGCGGGCUUUUGACUCGCAGCACUACGAAGCCGACGACGAUAUUCCCUCCAUCUCCAAUGCGGACCUUUUCAUUGAGCGCGAGCCCACGGUGGCUGAAUUCAUCCAGGAAAUUACGCCCUCACGGCAGGCUGUCGGUCGCUACGUCUACAACCUGUUUCCGUUUAUCCAAUGGAUCGGCAAAUACAAUGUCACCUGGCUCAUUGGUGACCUCGUCGCUGGCAUCACUGUCGGAGCCGUUGUCGUCCCCCAAAGUAUGGCCUACGCCCAGCUUGCCCAGCUCCCCGUCGAAUUCGGUCUUUACUCGUCCUUUAUGGGUGUCCUGAUUUACUGGUUCUUUGCCACGUCCAAAGACAUUACCAUUGGUCCCGUCGCCGUCAUGUCACAAGUUACCGGAAACAUCGUUCUUCACGCCAAAGAUGUCAUCCCCCACGUCGAAGGUCACGUCGUCGCCUCGGCCCUCGCCAUCAUCUGCGGCGCCAUUAUUCUCUUCAUGGGCCUGGCCCGCCUCGGCUGGAUUGUCGAAGUCAUUCCCCUCCCUGCGAUUUGCGCCUUCAUGACCGGCUCCGGAAUCAACAUCAUCGCCGGCCAGGUCUGCAAGCUCAUGGGCAUUUCCGGGGUCAACACCCGCAACGCUCCCUACCGAGUCAUCAUCGACACGCUAAAGGGCCUGCCGCGAACCAAGAUCGAUGCCGCGCUAGGCUUGACCUCUCUCUUCAUGCUAUAUCUGAUCCGUGGUUUCUGCACCUACAUGGCAAAGAAGCAACCGCAGCGCGCCAAGACGUACUUUUUCAUCUCUACCCUGCGCACGGCGUUUGUCAUCUUGCUGUACACGGCCAUCAGUGCGGCCGUCAAUGUUCCCCGUCACAAGAAGCAUCUCAAGUUUUCUCUUAUCAAGGAUGUCCCCAGAGGUUUUCAACAUGCGGAGCCGCCUACCGUCAACGCAGAAAUCAUCAAGGCCUUUGCCUCGGAGCUCCCUGCUGCCAUCAUCGUUAUGCUGAUUGAGCACAUUUCCAUUUCCAAGUCUUUCGGCCGAGUCAACAACUAUGUCAUCGAUCCGUCUCAGGAACUCGUCGCCAUCGGUGUGAGCAACCUUCUUGGACCUUUCCUUGGAGCCUACCCCGCUACUGGAUCCUUUUCCCGCACUGCCAUCAAGUCCAAGGCCGGUGUCCGCACCCCUUUUGCUGGUGUCAUCACCGCAGUCGUUGUGCUUCUGGCUGUAUACGCCUUGACUAGCGUGUUCUACUACAUCCCCAACGCUGCGCUUGCUGGCGUCAUUAUCCACGCUGUCGGUGAUGUCAUUACCCCUCCCAAGGUUAUUCUUCAGUUCUGGCGCGUCUCGCCUCUUGAAGUCAUCAUCUUCCUGGCUGGCGUUUUCGUAACAAUCUUUACCGACAUAGAAAAGGGCAUCUACACAACAGUCUGCGUGUCGUUUGCCAUUGUCCUUUGGCGACUAUUCCUGAGCCGUGGCCGCUUCCUCGGCGUCGCACGCAUCCGUACCGUAGUCACCUCGCCCAACGGCUCGGUGACAGGUCUCGGUACGGAGAAGAGCCUCACUGAAGAUUCUGAAAAGUCACUUCGAACUGGAUUCCUCCCGCUUGACCACGAAGACGGCUCGAACCCUCGCAUCGAUCUUCAGCGCCCGUACCCUGGCAUCUACGUAUACCGCUUCGCCGAGGGCUUCAACUAUCCCAACGCAACGCGCUACUUGAACCACCUCACCGAGACCAUCUUCAAGGAGACUCGCAGGACCGACGUUACCCUGGUUGGCAAGAUUGGUGACCGUGCCUGGAACGACCCCACCCCUCGCAACGUCGAGAAGGAGCCCGUCGACGACACGCGGCCGAUCCUCAAGGCCAUUGUCCUGGACUUUUCCACUGUGAACAACAUUGACGUCACUGCUGCUCAGGCGCUGAUUGACGUGCGCAACCAGCUAGACCGGUAUGCCGCACCAGGCACGGUGGACUGGCACUUUGCGCACAUCGAGAACCGCUGGACCAAGCGUGCCCUGGCCGCUGCUGGAUUUGGCUACCGGUCGCCGAAGCUCAAGGAAGGCGACGCUGCUGGACAGUGGAAGACCAUCUUUAGCAUCGCAGACCUGGGUGGCUCCGACAGCGCGGCCAAGGCUGCGGCUCUCGACGACAAGGCUGCUGGUCGUGGAUCUUAUGACGUUGAAAGCAAGGUGGCUCCCGAUUCAGAGAUUUGGCCGGCUUCUGGUUCCGAAAACGAUGUGCCGAAGAACCCGGGCAGCGCUCGUCUGGUUGCUGUGCAUGGCCUGAACCGGCCAUACUUUCACUUUGAUUUGCAAGAGGCGGUGGAGGCAGCUGUUGCCAACGCUGAGCGGUGA
Messenger RNA from Akanthomyces muscarius, 2370 nucleotides. RefSeq lists its product as uncharacterized. The record is from RefSeq and is a predicted model, not a curated record. The transcript is spliced from 4 exons. Gene Ontology annotation, biological process: transmembrane transport. Gene Ontology annotation, molecular function: secondary active sulfate transmembrane transporter activity. The coding region runs from base 1 to 2370 and encodes 789 amino acids. NCBI's taxonomy places the organism in Eukaryota, Fungi, Ascomycota, Sordariomycetes, Hypocreales, Cordycipitaceae. Gene Ontology annotation, cellular component: membrane.